Myotis daubentonii (Daubenton's bat) is the source of this 1092-nucleotide messenger RNA. It is a transcript of the gene TEX44, whose product is annotated as testis expressed 44. NCBI's taxonomy places the organism in Eukaryota, Metazoa, Chordata, Mammalia, Chiroptera, Vespertilionidae. The record is from RefSeq and is a predicted model, not a curated record.
AUGCCCUCAGCCCCCUGUGACCUCACCACCUGGAUAACUCAGCCCAGGAGGGCCAUCACUACUCCCUCAAGCAGCACAAGUAACGAAGGCCUAGGUGCCACUGCCCCCUCGGGAGAGGCCGGCAUCCCCACGCACAGUGACAGCAGGUCUCCAGACAGCCCUGCAGUGGGAUCCCAAAGUCAGGUCUCCCUCCCUGCAGAUGGUCCCGUGGCUAGCGGUGCAGCGUCAACUGAACAGCAGUAUGUAGCGGCCUCCAUCAGGCCAGCCACCUCCAAGGCCAUGGCAGUGUCUGGGGACAAGAACCAGCAUGAAGAUGAAACUGAGGCAGGGCACAGGCAGGAGCUCAACGAGGCCAUGGCCCAGCUGGCCCACCCGGCCCCAGAUGCCCUGCAAACAUGUUUGAGUCUCCAGAACCUAGUGUGGGCUGGGCCGGUGCGAGAUUCGAGGAGGGCCCAGAGUCUUCGGAUUUGCCAAAAUGGAGUCCGCCAGCUUGACACCACUGAAGCUGCUGAGAAAUCUGAGGGUCUGGAGGCCGUGAACCCUGACACUCAAGCUUUGCCAUCGGCUGAGUCCCAGGCAGUGACCGAGGGGGAUUUGGUAGACUGCUCGAGAGACCUGCAGGCUCCACCGGUCCCUCCCUCCCCAGGAAGCAGUGUGCCCUGCUUGCCUGGCGCCCCCACGGUGGCCCUGGGGAGAAGGCCUCUGGACUCCCGUCUGUACAUAGCCUGCGAGAAGAACACCUACAUGCGCUCCACGGCCAGCUUGCUGGGAGGGGGCGAGGGGUCCAUCAGCUCCCUGGCAGACCGCCUGGUCCGGUCUGAGGCCACCAUGAGCGUGACCACUGGCCUCCCGGCCUCAGGACACAGCUCCGUGACAGACCUGCUGCACAGCCCAGGGCCCAGCCUCUGCUCGGUCUCCAGAAUCGUGGGGGACGUGAGGUCAGCCUUCUCCUCCAGGCCGGUAGCUGGGACCCACUCGGUCCCCUCUGUCAAUCGCAUGCUGGAGAGGAUGGAGCAGAGGACUGUGGAAGGCAUCCGCUCAGCCGUGUGUUACAUGACCAGCCAACUCACCCCUCUCUGGUCCCAACUAUGA